AUGAACCUCACUUACACCACAUCCUCGGGGACGCAGGUCGCAAUUAGCGCGGAUCCUCUUUCUGUCCAGUCCGAACUCAUCCUCACUAUCCUCCUCUAUCCCAUAAUCAGCAUCCUCACCAGAUGGCGAGUCGAGUACUGUCCCAAGCAAGGCAGAGAAACAGUUCUUCCCUUGAAUACAAUACCCGCCAAAGAGGACACAGCUACGCCGGAUGUUCAAAUUGUUGUUGAUCCCACCGCAGGGAAGUCUUCUUGCGAUACCGAGCCAGCGACGGGGACGCCCUAUAAGAGCAGACAAUCCUUCUUCGAGAUGGCAGGGAGAGUAUGGACACAUGAGCGAUGGAACGGGCUCUACAAGGGUCUCCCUCUCCUUUUGGUGUCACAGGCACUCUCAGGUUGGCUGCGUUGUCGCAACGUCGACCUAGCCGAAGUUCUCAUGACGGAACAAAUGAAUCUAUCUUGGGGUGUUGGCUUGAGCUUUUUCACCAGCAUAUUCGGCAGGCUUGCAUGGUGGAUACCACAAACAAUUCUCCUUACACGCCUGAUCGUUUCUCCAGAAACUGUCCCAUUCCCGUUCUUCAAACCACGCUCUCUCAUGACACCGACUGAGCUAGCAUUUGCCGACGGCCAUGGCUGGAUCGCCAUGUUUGUGCCAGGCCUCGGACAAAUUUUGACUCCUGUACUUACCAGUAUCUUCACGUUCUGGCAGCUUGCCUUUUUGCUUACAGGCGUCUUUCGGCGUUACCUCCUCCUUUCUAUCUUUCCCCGGAUAGACAACGUUUUCUUGAGCCUUGGCGUCGUGUUCUUUGCGCUUGUCGGAGGCGCAUUGCUCGACACGGUGCUGUUAACGCCACUUGAAGUGGCAGCAUGCCGUUUGGCUGUCCGGGCGGAUCCCUUUUUCGCCAAGGACAUAGUAGGGCAAGCACUCAAGGACCAUCCGGAAACGCGCGAUGCUCUUGAACGGUUGGAGAACGAGGCAGCAUCACGGGCAUACGUCAGGCUGAGACAAGUACGAUAUGAUCACCUUCGGCUGCGCCACUUCAGCACAAUCAUCUCUGAGGAAGGAUGGGGUGCGUUGUACACUGGGUGGUGGUGGACCUUCUGGCGUUCGCUGGUUACGUACUAAGCAAGUGCAGGUGAAACGCAGGAUAUCGGUCUCAGGCGUCAUGGUGUUGUUGAUACGAUAUUGUACAAUUUGUUACACAUAUGGCUCGUAUGAUCAUGCAAUAGUGGACAGAGAAAGCAGC
Molecule: messenger RNA, 1246 nt
Organism: Coniophora puteana RWD-64-598 SS2
Lineage: Eukaryota; Fungi; Basidiomycota; Agaricomycetes; Boletales; Coniophoraceae
Exons: 5
Coding region: 1-1125 (374 amino acids)
Source: RefSeq, a predicted model, not a curated record